UAAAGCCAAGCUCGCUGCACACACGCACUGCACAUCAUGUCUGUGCCCUUCACUCGCAACUGCUGCCGGCUUGCCCUGGCGGUGGGCAAGGAGUUGACAGGGGGUAAGAGGCCACCACAUGGCUGGCAACGCUUGGCUGCUUACUCUGGGGGGCCGAAGUCUGGGGACAUGAAGGGGUAUCUGAAUACGCAGUACAGUGAGGCGAAGAAGAGCAUCAAUGAAAUCACAUCUUCCAUCUCAAGCAAUAUGUUGAAUCCAGAUGCCAUUUUUUCCAACAAUGAAAUGAGUCUUAACGACAUUGGAAUUUAUGGCUUUGAUUAUGAUUAUACACUGGCAUUCUACUCGAAAGAUCUUCACACACUCAUUUUCAACACUGCCAGAGAUCUUUUAAUUAAUGAGCACAGGGUAAGACUAUUUUCACACUUUUUUUUUUU
Bombina bombina (fire-bellied toad) is the source of this 434-nucleotide messenger RNA. RefSeq names its product 5'-nucleotidase domain-containing protein 3-like. The annotation marks the transcript as partial. The record is from RefSeq and is a predicted model, not a curated record. Gene Ontology annotation, molecular function: 5'-nucleotidase activity. The transcript has 2 exons. Lineage: Eukaryota; Metazoa; Chordata; Amphibia; Anura; Bombinatoridae.